AUGGCCGCCAACCUUGAAGCGCCUGGCGCCCCAGCCGAACGAAUUACCUCCACAGCCUCAACCAUCACCGAUUACGCUUAUCCGUACGGCCAUCUUGGGCAUCUUACACAAAAGCAGGAAGAAGCUUUUAUUCAGUUUAAAAAAGUUCUCGAGGAGAGGGGACUUUUGACUCCUGCUCACGAUGACCCUUUGAUCCUACGAUACCUGCGCGCACGAAGAUGGAAUGUCGAGGACGCUUAUACCCAGUUUAAAGAGACAGAAGACUGGCGAAAGGCAAACGACUUGAAUGUGUUAUAUGAUACCAUUGAUCUCAGCGCCUACGACUUCAGCCGCCGCUUAUAUCCCCAAUGGACAGGCCGACGCGACCGUCGCGGAAUUCCUCUUUACGUCUUUGAAGUCAAGACCCUCGACUCCAAGACCGUGCACGAGUAUGAAAAGGUCGGCGCAUCGAGCACCUUUUCCCAAGCCAAGUCCGACGGCAAGACUCCCAACGGUCUUUUGCGCCUCUUUGCGCUCUACGAAAACUUGACCCGCUUCAACAUGCCCUUUUGCACUCAACUCCUCGACCGCGACCACCCCGAAGUCCCCAUCACGCUUAGCACAAACAUUGUCGACAUUUCUGGUGUUGGUCUUAAGCAGUUCUGGAACCUGAAGCAGCACAUGCAGGCAGCAUCGCAACUCGCCACGGCACACUACCCCGAGACCCUGGAUCGCAUAUUUGUUAUUGGUGCGCCCGCUUUUUUCAGCACUGUUUGGGGAUGGGUCAAGCGCUGGUUCGAUCCCAUCACAGUUUCCAAGAUUUUUAUCCUUAGUAGCCAUGAGGUCAAGACUGUGCUGGAGCAGUACAUCGAGCCUAGAAAUAUCCCCAAGAAGUACGGUGGCGAGCUUGACUACAACUUUGGAGAGCUCGGAAACCCUGAUCCUAACUGGCAGGGGGUUGUCGAGUUUGAGAAUGGUCACAAGACUUUCCCCAGCGGACCUUUGCUGUGGGAGGAGGACGGUAACGAUCGACUGGUCUGUGUUGCCAAGGGUUCAAAGGACGGCAAGCCUCGACACGAGAGGAUCUGCACCGUUCCCAGGACCUUUGGUUUAUCGCCUGUGGUUGAGAUUGGUGCGAAUGCGCCAGUCGACGCCGCUCCCGUCAAUGGCGUUACCAACGGUACAGCGGGAGCCGAGGGCGCUCAGACCGAUGACUCUACCUUGAGCGGCGAAGUCAACGAGAAGCUCAAGAUUCAGGAGGACAAGCCUACUGUGCCACAAACCACUGCGGCUUAA
Molecule: messenger RNA, 1275 nt
Organism: Fusarium pseudograminearum CS3096
Lineage: Eukaryota; Fungi; Ascomycota; Sordariomycetes; Hypocreales; Nectriaceae
Exons: 3
Coding region: 1-1275 (424 amino acids)
Source: RefSeq, a predicted model, not a curated record